This is a messenger RNA of Antechinus flavipes (yellow-footed antechinus), 10220 nucleotides long. It is a transcript of the gene SENP2, whose product is annotated as SUMO specific peptidase 2. Gene Ontology annotation, cellular component: nucleus. The record is from RefSeq and is a predicted model, not a curated record. Gene Ontology annotation, molecular function: deSUMOylase activity. The transcript is spliced from 17 exons. Lineage: Eukaryota; Metazoa; Chordata; Mammalia; Dasyuromorphia; Dasyuridae. Bases 1775 to 3856 code for a protein of 693 amino acids. Gene Ontology annotation, biological process: protein desumoylation.
ACCAGUCUUAGGUGAGAGAUGGGACUUCGGCCUGGGCCCUGAAAAAUGACUGGCACCAAUCCAAUGGAAGUAAAGCAAGCCUUUGAGAACUAGGACCUUAAGUAAAUUCAUUUACCUCUUUGACCUUAUUUUCUUAUUCAUAUUUACCUGUUGGGAUUUAUUUUGAAGAUGAACAGAUUGGACCAGAUGAUUUCUACCCUUUGUUUCUAUGAAUUGAAAACCCGGUAUUUACAAGAUAUGUGUAGGAUAUUGUGAGCAUUAGCUUGAUAAGUCAGAGGCUGAAAUGAGGCUGAAAUCAAGAUAAGACAAUAAUGGCUGGAGAAGUAGCACAUGAGCUUUCUAGUCUUUUGUUCCUUGUGUUCCUAAUUUUUUUUUUUUUUUUUGUUAUUGCAUCAGGAAAAAUAGCAGUGUGCUUAUAUAUAGUAAAUACAAAUAAAAUAAUGCAUCAGGGCUACAGCUAGAAUUGUUUGCUGAAUUAUUACUUAUUUCUCUCCCUUUGUAUUUUUUGUCCAAUUAAAUUUUAUUUACAUAUUUAUCUUAAAUAAAUUUCAUUUUUUAUUGCUAACGCCUCCCCGAUGAUUAGUUCCAACGUGUCCUGUUCAGAUCUUGUCGGCACGCUGUCUCUCCCAUAUCCUCUACCAUGAGCACAGGGCCUGGCACCUAGAGGGGCUUCCUGUUAAUUGGUCUCUAAAAGCAGAGUGCAACUUUUGUCAAAUAUUUAGUAUCAGUAUUUUUUGAAUUAAAAAAAAUUUAGGAGAGAAAAUAUUGGUGGUGGCGAGAUGGACCACUAUCCCCGCCCGCCCCCCCCAGCCAAAAAAGUUAAGCCCCGUGCCCGGCAUCCUGAGUCUGUAGCCUUCAUUCUCCCAACGUCACAGGAGGGGGAGGGGGAGCCCUCCCUAUGGUGGGAAUGCCGCAGCAGGCGCUGGAGUAACCCUAACGGGGCGGUGGGGGGGAAAGGGGGAAUAUAGUGGGGAGAGAACCACGCCAGGAGGAGCAUCCAGCUACCCGAGCAGCAAAAGGAGGAGCGGAGGAGGUCCAAGCUGCUCCCAGAUGGGAAAGGCGCCACCCUGGUAAGAUGUGAGCCCCCUUCUCUGGAGGAAUCCCAGCACGUGCAGAUCCGGAGACGCCCCAUUCAUUCAUCACAGACCACGUGACCUCAGGCAUCCCCGCAGGUGGUGGGAUGGGCCCUGCCCCGUAGGAUGGGGAGCCCCCCCUCUCUGGAGGUAUCUCGGCACGUGCAGAGCGUGUGCCUCCCCGGGCAUCCAUCCCGGACCAUGUGACUUCUGGCGUGCCCGCAGGUGGGGCAGAAAGCCCCCCUCCCUGGGGGUUCCAGGAGAGACCCAAAGCCCACUCUAGGGGGAGGCCACGGAUGCAACAACGCAUGCGCGGGCACAGCCCGCCCCAGACGCCUCUGCGAGGGGAGACGGGCACCAACGGUCACGGGUGUCGCGCCCGACGUCUGCUCUCACGGCCCGCUCGAGCCCAACUGUCGCCCGCGCCCGUCAGGAGCCUCCGACUCCAUUUUCCAGAAAGAGAGCGUUAGGGUGGGGCGCAGUGGGCGGUGUCGCGUUCCGUUGCCCGCGCCGCAGGAUUGGCGGAAGGGCGGCGAUAGCUCCGCCCCUGAACCGCUCGGCCCCGUCCGGGCCAGAGCUGGGCAGAGCCGCGUUCUUAAGGUCUCUGUGGAGCUGGGGCGGGGCUGGGCAGGGGCGUCUGCGCAUGCGUCGGUGCACCCGGGCCCCGGCGGCGCAACUAGGCAAGGGGGUCGGUGACGUCAAUGACCGGCGCCCACGUCGUGGGUACGCGCUUCCGCUUGGCGCUGAGGUGGUGUCAAAAGCCUGCGACGUUGCCGUGGUGGGGCUCCUGGCGUCUGAGGCUGAGGCUACGGCGGGGACAGCGACUGCCUGGGCUACAGCCUGAGCGGCGGCGGCGGCGGCGGCGGCAGCGGCAGCAGGAGCAGGAGCUGGGGCUGCGGGGGCAGCAGCAGAGGCGGCGCCUGUGGCAGUGGCACAGGCGGUUCCGGCUGGGGCUGCUGCUGCGGUUCCGGCCUCCGGCUUCAGGCCUGUGUUGGCCUCCGCGGUUUCCGCGCCGGCCUGUUAUGUACAGAUGGCUGCUUAGUGUCCUCCACUCGGUUUUCCGGAGGCCGCGCGGCCGCCCCGAACUCGCAGCCCGACCCCUGCUCAAGAGGAGGCUCUCGGACAGAACUCCAGCCACUGAUGAAAUACAAGCCAAAAGACCACGGUUAGAUUACUUGUUUCACCGGGUCAAGAAGAGCGUCUGGGAUAUCACCAACUUAUUUGGCACUCCGGUCCACCUCAGCCCGAGGUGCCCGGAGGCUAGUGGCUGCAAUGGCGCACACACUGGGAGUUCUCCCAGAGAGGUAUUGCCCAAACGUUCAUCUCCUAAAUUGACAAAAUCUGGACCCUCUAGAGAUGUGCUUACAUCGGGUAAUAAAACACGAAAUGGAGCAAGUAAACAUUCAAAUAAAGUGAGUCGAGAUCACCGACGCCACGUUAUGCCUUCCUUUAGUUUCCCUCGUAACCAGGAAGUUUCUAACAAAAGAAUGAGUGGCCGUCACUCUGCCAAGUCUCCCCCAGACAGUUCUGUAGCCCGGAAACAGCCCGCUCAGGACCGGAAGUCUUCGGAGAGCCGCUCUGCAGAAACCGGCCGGGCCACGAGGAGGCCGCGCUGCACUGUGGAAGAGGGUUUUCAGAGAGAGGAAAGAGAGAAGUAUCAGAGGCUGUUGCAGCGACUUAAAGAAGGAUGCCAUGGAAACUGUCUCACUCCUGUCACUGCAAACCACCACGGUUCUCAUCGAUGUCAUGUGGAAGGAGUAAGGAAUGGUGGCUGGGGGGAAGACCAACACCUCGGGAUGAGAGCAGGUCAGCUUGUUCCAAAGCAAUACAGAGUUACUGAAUCAUGGGGACCUGUUCGGGUUAUGAGAAAUGAGAAGAGGCAUUUUAAGGCAAAAACAGAAGAAAAGAAAAGUGAACAGAAAUUAGAAAAUGAAAGUGGGAAGGGGCAGUCGCAGCCGUCGUCGGAGUCUGAUCUCUCAGAGGAAGUAUCAGCCAGACUUCGCUUGGGCAAUGGAAAUACGGCCAUGUUCAAGCGGAGACACUCUGGGCCCGAGAUGAAAGAACAGCAGGCUUCAGGCAAAGAGAAGGAAAAGAGCUCCGAGGAGUUUGCUGAGCUCACCGAGGAUAUGGAAAAAGAGGUUAAUAGUGCCCUAGGCUGUGGCCCCCAGGAUGAGAUCCUAAGCAGUGCUUUCAAAUUAAGAAUCACCAGAGGGGAUAUACAGACCUUGAAGAAUUAUCACUGGCUCAAUGAUGAGAUAAUUAAUUUUUACAUGAAUCUUCUGGUGGAGAGAAAUAAAAAGCAAGGCUUGCCAAGGCUUCAUGCCUUUAGCACCUUCUUUUACCCCAAACUGAAUGCCGGUGGUUACCAGUCAGUGAGAAGGUGGACCAAAGGAGUGGACCUCUUUGAGCAAGACAUUAUUUUGGUGCCCAUUCACCGCAGGGUGCACUGGAGCUUGGUGGUGAUAGAUGUGAGGAAGAAGGCUGUUCGGUACCUGGACUCCAUGGGGCAAAAGAGUCACCGUAUCUGUAACCUGAUGCUCCAAUAUCUACAAGAAGAAAGCAAGGCCAAAAGAAACAGAGAGUUAAUUCCUGCAGAGUGGAGUCUGGAGAGCGCCAAGCCCUACGAGAUUCCUCAGCAAACCAACGGGAGUGAUUGUGGAAUGUUUACUUGUAAAUAUGCAGAUUAUCUCUCUCAGGACAAGCCCAUCACCUUCACACAGAAUCAGAUGCCUCAUUUCCGGAAGAGGAUGGUGUGGGAAAUCCUUCAUCAGCAACUACUCUGAAAACACUCCCCUUGUUCCCUGCAGCUGCUUGGGACAUUCCCCCGAUGGUUCGAUUUACCUCAUGCCUCAUGAGUUAGAAAGUCCCAGCAUCACUUCGGCUGCUUUGCAGGUAGCAGGUCAAGGCCUGCGGGGAGGCAUCUGGAGCCUCAGCCUGGGGGUGCAGAAGAUUGAGCGCCCUCUUGUAACUCUGUGCCCUCUUGCAGAAUCCUCUGCCGGGCAAUCCCUAUGAAAACAAACACUAAUUUAAUGUGUGGUUAAAGGACAUUUUUUUUUUCUUCAAGAAUGUAGGAAUUGCAGGGUUUACUCUGUGUGUAUGUGUCCGUGUACGUGUAUAUCUAUCUAUCUAUAUAGAGUGUGUGUGCGUGCGUGUGCGUGUGUAUAUUUGUGUUCAAAAACUGGGUAGAGGCCAAAUCUGCCCACCCAAAUGAAACUCUAGAUUUACUUCUAUGAAUAUUUAUUUCUGAAAGGACUAUUCAUUGAGCCACUCCCUCCUGCUGGUUCUUGGGGUUAAUAACUAGGAGAGAAGGGAGGGGUGGAGGUUUUUAACUUAUACAUCAGUGGCUGCUACCUUGGAGCUAGAGGGAUCUCUCUUAAGGACGACUGAAAGAUUCAGACAGACAGACAGAUGUGCUUUGGUUCCAGCCCCCGGAGUUUAGGCGGCUGGGUGGGACAGCCCAGCGGCUGCUGGGCCCAGCGGGCAGGUCGGCGGGUCCCUCCCGCUACAGCUGAGUGUGAUUGCAGCUGCUCCUGCCUGUCAGUCCCAUCCCAUCCGGAACUCCUGCCUGCAUAGUCACUCACUUUCAGAACACUGACUUGCUUUUAUUAUGGAGACUUGGUUUUCCCUUUUCUGGAAAGGAAGAGACUUGGCUUAGCUCCUGUAACUGGAUUUGUAAUUACUGUGAACCCAAGAUUGUUACUGCUGUCUUUCAGCUGAUUGGGGUAAAGUCCCCCCGUUAUAAGAGAUGACAAGAAUUGUUUAUUUCAAGAGAGACUAUCCAAGGUAAAGCUAUUUUUCUCAAAGUUUCUUUUUUCUAUAUAAAACUAAAAUUAAGUUUUUUGUACUUAUUUGGAUCUUUUUUUUUUUUUUUUUUUUUCCUGAGCUGAAAUCUGUGAAAGAGCCUGUUACCGGGCUGAGGUUGUUGCUGAAUAAUCUAUUUUACAUACGAAAGUUUGUAUUUAACUUGUUUUUUUAAAUUUAAAAGCAUCCAGAUGUGCUGCUUCCGCUUUCUGAAGAUUUGAAGGAAUAUUUGUUGGUAUAAGGAAAGAUCAAAACCCAUUUUGCAGUAUCUAGUGCCUGGUAUGUGUCUUUCCCCGUGUAAUAAAAGGUUGCCUGGCCAAGAGCCCUGGUAAAUAUAUGCUGAAAUAGUUUUUUUUAUUUCCAGAACAGCUUGCUUUUUGGUGCCUAGAGAUAGAGAGGUCCCUCUGUGAUCUGGUGUGACCCAGUGAGGAAUCAGUGGCUCCCCGGGGCCCCACACCGCCCGGGGCCUCUCUCCUCUGUGAGGCCCCCAGGUAGGGGCGCGAGCACAGAGAGAGGCCCUGUGGUGGCAGUCGGGGGCCCACCCACGUUCCGGUUGCCCUUGUUUUCUGGGUCUCCCAUUUCUCUGGGCACAGACUGGGUACCUUUCCCCAGUUUGGUUGUUCCUAAGUAUCAAAAUCCAGGUCUCAACCGCUCAGCCUUUUUAGCCCCACUCCAAGUACAAAUUGCUUUAUUCUAAAUAUAUUUUUCAACUCUAAAUUUUAUUGAUGCACCCCCUGCCCCAUCCCCAAAGUGCCUCUCAGUGCCUGCAUCUGAUAGUGUAUAUACCAUUAUGUACCCGUGCUCACCCACCUCCAUAGAAGGCGGGCAGUGCAGCUCUUCCUUCAUCUGUUGUCCGGAACAGAACGGAACGCAGGGUCGAGAACGGUUCUCGGCCUCGGACUUGGCGUUCCUUCACUCAUCUGUGUUGUGGCGUGUCUGUUGCUUUGUUUCUGCUUAUUUUGUGAUGUCUCGGUUCCCAUUGAAUUGUUCAACCUCCACCAUUUCUCGUGACAGAAUAGUAUCCAUCUGUCGAACCAUUCCCUACCAAACGGCACACAUUGUGUUUCUAGUGUUUUUGCUACCAAAAAAGUGUUGCUGUGAGACUUGUGGUCAGCGAUGGGCCUUUUUUUCCCGCCCUGUUCUUGAUCCCUGGUCGGCAGGUGUGAGCAAUAUAGCGGAUGAGCUCGUGGGAAUUCCGGCUCGUUUCCCAGAAACAUUGGACUAGUUCACAGUGUGCCUGCCUCCCUAGAGCUCCCGCCAUCAAUUAUUUCUGUAUUUUGUCAUCUUUCAUAAUUUAUUGGGUUGGAGAUGAACUUCAAGGAUCGUUUUGUUGUGUAUUUCUUUUAUUACUGAUUUGGUGUAGUUUUUCUUAAGAUUUGCCCAGCCCUGUGGGUUUUUAAAAAUUCUCUUUAAUCACCCCAAGUUUCUCACAAAGAUUGAUUGAUGCCCUUCUCACACGUGCAGCCAGCCUCCUUUGUAACAAAGGGUUUACUGAUAGAUAGCAUGUGUGCCAUUCCACACUCAUAGGCCCCCCACUCUUUGGGGGGAGGCAGUUCUCAUUUCUGGAGUCAAGCUUGAUCAUUAUGUUUACACACUGUUCCAUUUGAUGUUCUUCCCAUUUACGUUGUUAGGAAUUAAUUCUGCUUACUUCAUCGUCAAUUCUUAGGAAGGUUUUUCUCGGAAUGCUUCUCUAUUUGCCUUUUCUUAUGCUGCAGUAACAGUCCAUUGUAUCGAUGCACCCGGGUUGGCCAUCUCCUGACUGACGCCCAUUCCCUGAUGUCACAGAACGUGCUGCUAUGAGAUUUUCCCCUUUGUCUUUGACUUCCUUGGGGCGCAUUUGCACUUGCCUAACAAGAUCUCCAGGUCUAGGGUGUGCACAAUUUCACCCCCCUGUAGUUCUAGAUUAAGGUUCCUUAAUGGUUGGACUGAUUCCAACCAACUCCCGUUAGCUUCUGAUGGGGGACUGUUGGUACACCUGGAAGGUCCCUUUCUCCUGCCCCAAGAGACCCUACCUCUCCUCCCUGCUUUCCUACCUCAUCUUUGCGACCUUCCCUUCUCCACUGUGCACUUUUCUACCCCUUCACCUCAGCCCUGUUCUUCCCUCUCUGUAGAGAGCCAGCUAUUUCAGAGAUAGUCAUUGGUGGAGGACAUUGGAUGGUCAUUGAAGAGAUUGGCAGUUGGGAUCUGGAGCUCGUUUUCCAGACAAAAAAGGAAAAAAGGAGCCGACUUCGGUCGAAACAGUGGCCCUGGUCCCCAAAUCUAGCCUAGCCGGACUAGUCUGCAAGCGGCUUUUGGGAGCUGGUCCGGGAACCUUGCCUUCCCCCCUCAGACCUCGUCCCCGUGGGCUUCAGUUGGCUGCCCAGCGAGCUCUUGGGGAACAGCAAGGUGGAGUUUGGAAGCCCUUUCCUCCCCCCCAUUCUUCAUGUAAGACCUAGGAGGAAGGGGAUGGAGGACUGGGGCCCCUUUGAGCAACAAUGCUACUGUCACUGAGGUGUGCAGUGUGAGGAGAUGCAGAGCAAAUUUGGGAGAUCAGAGAGGUACUUGGGAACUUGUAUUUUCAGGUCAUCUUCAUUUCCUUAAGUACCUUUCCCUUCACUGCUCCCCAGCCAUCUGUAAAGCUGAGAGUAAAACAGGUGGGGACGGGGAAAGCCCAGAAAAAUGUGUCUUCUACAAAGGCUGCUGGGAGAAAUUGCACUCUCCUCUUUGUGAAGGUUUGGGUUCCCACACCAACUUCCAGCAGCUGCUCUGCAGAACUAGCCUUAGUCCCCUCAGCCUUACCUCCAGCCCACCUCGGACACCCCCUGGGAUCCCCAGGCUCUUCUGUAAAUGUCGGUCAUCACGCCCACCUCCCAGGGUGGCUGUGAGGCUCUUGAGGCUCCUUUGUUCACAGACAUGAGGCCAUGUUGGCCUUGGGACAGUGUGGACAGGUGGAAGGGAGUGCGCUCUGUCUGGAAAGGCCUGCCCUCCAAUCCCUGCUUUGCUCCUUGCUCUUGCCAUAACCUUCCCCGGGUCCUCUGGUGUUUAAUGGAGGGGGUCUUUCUCAGUGACUUCAGCUCGGGGCCACAGUAAAUGGAGGCUGGACCGGGCUGGCGACUUGCACCUACCUCACAGGGUUCUUGGGAGGACUGAGUGAGCGCGUGGGCCGCACGUUUUGUCCACCCAAACGCGUUGUCCUCUAGGAGCCACGUCUGAGGCCCCGGCUUUCCCAGAGGCUGCCUCCUCCAGCCUUUCUGCCCUUCCUGGGCAGCCCCCCUUGAAUCCCUGGCCCAAGUUCCUUCCCAUAGCUGCCCUCAGCCUCAUCUUUGACCUCCUGCCUGGACCCUUGCCCCUGGGCCUCUCCCCACCCUCAUCUAGCCACCGUUAAGUGGUCUUCCAUUCAGGGCAAAGGCAGAGAUGCGGUUUGGCCUUUCCCAAGUCCACUUCAGCCCAGGGAGGCCGGCCUCCAUCUCUGGCUGGAAUGCUCCCUCUUCCUUCCGCCUGCUGCCCUCUGGCUUCCCUUGGUCCCAGCUAAAACCUCCAGUCCCCCUUUCCACCAGAAGCCUUCCCCGACGGCUCCCGCUUCCAGUGCCGGCUUAUCCCGGAUGACCGUGUUUGUCUGCACGUUGUCUCCCCCAUUAGAAUGUAAGCUUGGGGGGGGGGGAGAGGAGGAGGGACUGGCCGCUGUGUCCCUGGCGCUCGGCGAGGGCUCCAGCUCUCAGAGUGGCUGUUGGUCAGGGUCAGGGCUCUGCUUUACUCCACCCACUUGCUCCCCGCAACCCGCCCUCAAUCUCCCCUUCAUCUUCUCAGGGAUCGGGAGCAUUCCCCUCCAAACUACUCUGCCCUUCCUUCCGGGGGCGGCCCCGCCUGCGCUUAGGGAUCUCCCGGCCCACGGGGGAUCCCCAGACCCUCGUAUCCAUCAGCAACUGACCCGCCCUCGUCAGAAAAUUCGUUUCCAACAGUGUUUGUGGCUUCCCCUUCCUCGGCUGUUUCCCAACUUCCUGCCGCCAACUUCUCUUUCCUCCCCUGAAACUUCCUCCCGGUCACCCAUUACCUGAGGUGGGUUCUCGGGCUCCCCACCCCAGACUUUCCUGCAGCGUUUGUUCCUCAACUGUCUCUUCGCUGCACUUCCUCAGCCGCGUGGCAGAUUCGCACUCACCUGCCCGUCCCCGGGACUCUCCAGCCCCUGGCCCUGCCCACCGCCAUGCCGGGCGUGGGCUCAGGGCACUUUCUUACUCUGGUCUUUGUGAAUGUGCAAUAAUGAGGGCUGGGGGCUCCUCCCGGCCCUGCCCCUCCUAGGCUUCCAAGCUGGAAACCUGUCAACCCUUGACCUUUCCUAUCCAACCAGGUGUGGGAUACCCCCCAACCACCUGGACUAUCUAUCAGGGCCCAUCCGAUGCCUUCGGGAUGCUCGCGAGCCCUUCAGUGCCUUCUCGGGGCUGCCUCUGGCCCGCUUCUGCUCCCUCCUCCUCCCCCACCCCUUCUGCUUUUCCUUGGGCUGGGCUCCCCUUUACUGUCCCGCUCCCCCCAGCGGCUCUUCCUCCAUACUCUGCCUCUGCCCGCCCCCCCCCUUCGUGACAUCAUUCCCCUCAUCCUGCCUGCCAGCUCCCGCUCGAGACUCCUCCCCUCCUCGAACCCUUCUCCCGGGGCCUCGAUCAUCUUUGGCGCCCCUUCCCGGGUUUGGGGGACUCUUAUUCUGACUCCCCAAGUCUUGCCCCUUUCUCUACUAUCUGUGACCUCAUCAGUUCCUACAGCUUUGUUAUCAGCCCUCCCAGAGGGGUCCCCUCCUUGUAUUCUCCCCUCGUGGCACCUUCAAGCCCCCGUAUUCACAGCUCCUUGCUCAUCCCGCGUGACUAAACACCUGCCGGACCUUGUAGUUGCUAUAGCACCUCCGGACUCCGCCAUUAGCUCAAUCCAGGCCCUUGUUCCUUCUCACUUGAACCCUACCUGACUCCACCCUCAGCUUUCAAGGGGCUUUGGGGCUGACCACGUCACCCCAAACUCCAGGGACCCCCCCAUCGUUCAUUUGAUCAGUCGUGUCUAACUCAUGAACCCCGUGUUCGAGGCCACGGAGUCUUCUCGGCAAAGGUACUAGAGCCAUUUAAUGCUUCCUUCUCUGUCAAGUAGUCAGAGCUGAAGUGAUUGGACACCCCUAGAAGUGUCUGGGGGCAUCCUUCGUGUCACCCGUCCCCGCACCCUCAGACCCGCCGGCCUCUGCUCUGUUGUGUCCGGUCCCUUCUGAGGGCGCCCGUGUCUUCCCUACUAGAAUGUAAGCUCCCGGAGGGCGAGGACUGUCCAUGUCAGCACCAGCACCGGCCUGUGCGCCUGGCACAUAGUAAGCACUUAAUAAAUAAACGAUUGUUGACUGUU